This is a messenger RNA of Suillus plorans, 246 nucleotides long. RefSeq lists its product as uncharacterized. Lineage: Eukaryota; Fungi; Basidiomycota; Agaricomycetes; Boletales; Suillaceae. The record is from RefSeq and is a predicted model, not a curated record. The transcript has a single exon. The annotation marks the transcript as partial.
AUGGUGCGGUACUUAGCCGAACACCUCCCUGAUAUUGCUAAGCACACUCGAAUCUUGACGACGCUGACGACCAAGGUUGCAGAAUUACACUGGCCAGGGUGGACAGCAACUCACGAGGAAGCUUUCACGACAAUAAAACGGCUUGUCACCAGCCUGCAUUGUCUAACCACGAUCGACCAUGAUAGCCCUGGAGAAAACAAGAUAUUCGUAACGUGCGACGCGUCAGAUUACGCAACAGGUGCUGUU